Molecule: messenger RNA, 1389 nt
Organism: Linum tenue
Lineage: Eukaryota; Viridiplantae; Streptophyta; Magnoliopsida; Malpighiales; Linaceae
Source: the annotation of a GenBank genome assembly
AUGUUAGGUGAAAUUCCUCCUGAAUUGGGUAAUAUUGAUGCACUAAAAGUUCUCAGCCUCAGUGAAAAUAAGCUAAAUGCUUCACUCCCAAGCUCCCUAGGGAAUUUUUCAUCUCUAGAAGAAUUUUAUGCGUAUGAGAGCAGAAUAACAGGUAUCAUCCCUGAUCAAGUUGGUAACAUGAGUAAUAUAAACACUUUUGCGCUCUCAGGAAAUCGGUUGACUGGAUCCAUUCCAAAAUCCGUAAGACAGCUGGGGAAACUUCAGUACUUGGCCUUAGAUCACAAUGAGUUAUUCGGACCAAUUCCUAAGGAGCUUUGUGAGUUACACACAGGGAAAUUAGCGAUUAGCCUUCUCUCCCUAACGGCUUUUGCUACGGUUGUUGUAGUUGUGGUGAUCAUUUGGUGCUGGAAUAGGAAAGUAAGGAACAGAAUGAGUGGAAGGGAAGAAUCUUUGCCUGUAACUAAAUGGAGAAGGAUUUCCUUACUCGAGCUCCAAAGAGCAACAAAUGGGUUUGAUGAUUGCAACUUGUUGGGAAAGGGAAGCUUUGGUUGUGUGUACAAAGGGGAGUUAGCCGAUGGAACCAGUGUAGCUGUGAAGGUGUUCAAUUUCUCGGAAGAAGAAGCCGAUGUUGACACGAUUGACGUUCAUCACGAAUGUGAGAUUUUGUGCAAUCUUCGACAUAGAAAUCUGAUAAAAAUUAUUAGCAUUUGUUAUGCAAUUGAUUUCAAGGCAUUAGUAUUGGAGUUCAUGCCAAAUGGAAGUUUGGAGAAGUGGCUAUAUUCUUACAAUAACUUUUUAGACAUCAUUCAGAGGGUGAACAUUGCGAUAGAUAUUGCAUCUGCCCUCGAGUAUCUUCAUCAUGGCUAUUCGGUUUCGAUAGUUCAUUGUGAUUUGAAGCCUGAAAACGUGUUGCUAGAUGGAGAUCUAGUUGCUCAUCUAAGUGAUUUCGGCAUUUCUAAGUUGCUAGGUGGCAUUGAUUCCAUCACUAAAACACGCAUGUUUGGCACCGUUGGAUACAUAGCACCAGAGUAUGGCGGGGAAGGAAUUGUGUCGGUAAAGAGUGACGUGUACAGUUUUGGUAUUCUACUCAUGGAAGUUUUCACCAGAAGAAAACCCACCGAAGAAUCAUUUGAUGAGAGAAUGGAUAUGAAGCAGUGGGUUACUACAUUUAUGCCAGAGAGAGUAACCGAUAUUGCUGAUGCAAAUUUGUUGGCGGAUGAUUCAAGAGUAAACUUCAGGGCUAAAGUCAAUUGCAUAUCAUCGAUUAUGAAGUUGGCAUUAGCGUGUUGUGCAUACACACCGGAAGACAGAAUGAAUAUCACUGAUGUGCUUUCCCAUUUGAAGAAGAUAAAGUCGCAAAUCUCGAAGUCAAGACGUGUGAGAAUUUAA